AUGAGGUCCCUUGACUCUCGUUACCGUCUCAUGGAAACUCAUUGUCAGAGGUUUAAUGGAUGCUUGAAGAAAAUUGAAUAUCGCAAUCCUAGUGGGACACAAAUCCAAGAUAGGUUUGGUAAAUUUGAUGAUAAUGUGUCCCAACCACAAUCUCGUCGUCGGGAUUUCGAUAGCCUCAAUGACUCUUCCAAGUUCGACGUUCCAUAUGAUGGACAACCAACACUAGAGUCUCCGGGAUUGUCGUCUUUUAGUCCUCAACAAAGCGACGAUGGUGUUGGUGGAACAUCCUCUCAACGUCCAAUGGGAGCGGAGAAAGCAAGAUUCAAGAAGAAAAAUGAAGACCAAUUUUGCCAAUAUUUUCAAACUCUAAAUGCUAAAAGUGAUACUAUUGUUGAUUUGUUGCAGAAAGCCGAUGAACGUCAAAAUAUCCAGCUUCAAUUGCAGAAACAACAAAUCGAUUUGCAGAAAAAGAGUGAUGAAGAUAGAAUUUUGAUGAUAGAUUUGAAUUCCGUUACGAAUCCCAUGAUAUGUCGACAUUGGGAACAAAAACAAAUGCAAAUUUUACAAGAAAGAGAAAUUGAGCAACAACAAUAUCAAGCAACACAACCAUCAUCUAACACGGGUCAAUUUGGAUUUCUCGACGACAUCGGGCAUGACGGAAGAAAUUUGAAAGAUUAUUAUAGUGACAAUUAA
This is a messenger RNA of Striga hermonthica, 693 nucleotides long. NCBI's taxonomy places the organism in Eukaryota, Viridiplantae, Streptophyta, Magnoliopsida, Lamiales, Orobanchaceae. The record is from the annotation of a GenBank genome assembly.